UUUUUCUUGUUUUAAUCGAAUUUUUAUUGUCUUUAAUUGACUCUUUCUUGCAAAUUCAUGUUCUGUAUGCCUACAGUAUUCCAUUUCUCUGUUUCUUAUUUCAGGCGGAAGCUUCAGAUAAUUUAAUUUAAAUAGUCAGAUUUAAAGAGAGGUUUCUGUUUUCUGGGUUAAAUCAAUGGCCGGUAUGUUACCUGGCGUUGAAUGCGCUCGCCGGCGACGUUUUCAUCAAAGCUGUGAUACAUCUUGGGCCGCCGUCUCUAGCUCCACUAGAAGAUCUUCUUUUUGCUUGUACACAAGCAACCAUGAAAGUUCUCAGACUUCUAUCUCCUCUUCUCUGGGAAGCAUAACAAAGGAGGCAUACGAGGCUGAAAAGUUAGGAGAAGUGGCAAGACAAGCCAAGGAGAGAUUAGAUGAAAGGCUUAGAAAUCAAAGAAAAUCAUCAUCCAAAAUGCAAGAAGCCAGUAAAAGCUCGAGAGGAGCAGAAUUGGCAGUUGGUGAAUUGCAAACAGAGGAUUCUGGAACAAAGAAAAAUGGGUCAGCUAAGAAAUUUAAUUGGGCAAAAAUGAGAAGGAAGGCAGCUGAGUAAGUGUGGGUGCACUUACCAAUAUCAUGUGUUCAAAUGAGGACAUUAAUUAGUUAUGUUAGAGGUCCAAAUUAGGUUAAACAGAAAACGAAAAUUAGAUCAGUGUGGUCUAUCAUAUUAUGAGUUAUUACACAACUGCACAAUAGGAUAGACCUUAUUCUGCUCUGUCUGGGCUCUCAUGUAUUUAAACAAGUGUUGAAUGAAGGUCAUAAAGUGAUGGUGUUUGUGUCCGUAGUAAUUUUUUUCAUCUUCAAUUGGUACAAUAGUUAUUAAAACUGAGCAAGAUGUAAUAAACAAUUAUCUGUGUAUAAUUGAGAAACUCUACGAUUAUCAUCACAA
Messenger RNA from Jatropha curcas, 922 nucleotides. RefSeq lists its product as uncharacterized. The record is from RefSeq and is a predicted model, not a curated record. NCBI's taxonomy places the organism in Eukaryota, Viridiplantae, Streptophyta, Magnoliopsida, Malpighiales, Euphorbiaceae.